GUCCAUGCCUGAGUCAUCUACCCCUCCAUUUAUACCCACACUCUUGUGCUUCUACGACAUAUUACUGCAGUAAUCAGAUUGCACGAGCUCUUUGUUCAAUAAUUACUCUCCAAUCUUCUCAAAUAUUUCACAUAAUGGCAUCUUCAAGUACUUCCAGUGCGCGCACUGGGUCCAUCCAGUCACAUGAUAGCCCCAAGGACGUGCUGCGAAGCAAGGCCGACCCUAACGCAGCCCUAUAUGAAGCUCAGCCCAUGGCUAUCAACGCCGAGCCAGGAGCUCGAGACACCUUUUCUCUUCGGAGUAUGCAGCACAAGGAUCGUGAGGGAAAGGUUAUUACCGACCCUGACCUCUCCAACCCCACGCGAAACCGCCUCGAGCGACCGCUGGAUACGAUUCGAGGCUUCGAAGCGGCCAUUGAAUCUCAUCGCAAGCACAAUCGAAUGUGAAAUGGCUCGAAAGAAUAACGGAAAGAUCUAGACCGAGAUCGAAACGAACGGAUGUUAAUGAUAAUAAUGCUUUCUUGUUGACAAAGGACCCGGAAUGUAUGAGUAUCGUCUUGUUGUGAUUAUGUAGAGCUCCUCGGGAUUUAUGCAAAUGAACACAUCUUUUUUUCUACCCUCUA
Penicillium brasilianum is the source of this 622-nucleotide messenger RNA. The record is from the annotation of a GenBank genome assembly. NCBI's taxonomy places the organism in Eukaryota, Fungi, Ascomycota, Eurotiomycetes, Eurotiales, Aspergillaceae.